Messenger RNA from Aethina tumida (small hive beetle), 6760 nucleotides. It is a transcript of the gene DNApol-epsilon255, whose product is annotated as DNA polymerase epsilon catalytic subunit 1. The transcript is spliced from 24 exons. Lineage: Eukaryota; Metazoa; Arthropoda; Insecta; Coleoptera; Nitidulidae. The coding region runs from base 69 to 6719 and encodes 2216 amino acids. The record is from RefSeq and is a predicted model, not a curated record. Gene Ontology annotation, biological process: nucleotide-excision repair, DNA gap filling; base-excision repair, gap-filling; leading strand elongation. Gene Ontology annotation, cellular component: epsilon DNA polymerase complex; nucleus. Gene Ontology annotation, molecular function: single-stranded DNA 3'-5' DNA exonuclease activity; nucleotide binding; DNA binding.
UUAAAUAAAUACUUCACAGCAAACUACCAAUAUUUGUUUGAUAUGAUACGGCAUUUGCGUUGAUAAAAAUGGUUUUGCAAAAUUCCGGAAAAUACAGAGCCGAACGUGCCGAAAAACCGGAGCCCAGCAAUGCCACUGUGAUUCCAGUCAAUAGAGAGGAAAGUUCGGAAUUUCGAUUACGACAAGUUCUUGAAAACGAUGCCAUUGACUCAAAAUAUGGAUUCGAAAGAAUUAAAGAUCCUUGUGAAAGGACAGGUUUCUUGCUUAAUAUGCAUUCUAGUGAAAUUUUGGAUGAGGAUAAGAGACUGUGCGCGUCAAUUGAUUAUUAUUUCAUGGAAGAGGAUGGUACCAGAUUUAAAGUCUCAUAUCCUUUUAUGCCCUACUUCUAUGUACUAACAAAAAGAGAACUCAUACAAGAGGUCACACAAUUUUUGGGUAAAAAAUUUUCUGGUACAAUUGGUAAAAUUGAAACAGUCACCAAAGAAGAUUUGGAUUUGCCCAAUCAUUUAAUUGGUCUAAAACAAAAAUACAUUAAGUUGUCAUUUUACAAUCAAACAGAUUUAAUAAAAGUUAGGAAAGAGAUUGUUAGAGUUGUUAACAAAAAUAAAGAGCGUCAAAAUGAAAACACUUAUUAUACUGAAAUGCUUACAAGUACUCUGGCCAAUAAUGUUCAAGUUCACAAAACAACAAGUGAUCAAAUGGAGAAUAUUAUGGAUAUAAGAGAAUUUGAUGUCCCUUAUCACGUUCGAGUGUCCAUCGACUUAAAAAUAUUCUGUGGAUCUUGGUACACCAUCAAAAUUGUUGGCCCUAAUCACCCUCCUAUGAUCACAUCCAGACCAGAUUUAAUAGAACGUCCUGAACCUAUUGUAUUAGCUUUCGAUAUUGAAACUACAAAAUUACCAUUGAAAUUUCCUGAUGCUGCUACAGAUCAAAUUAUGAUGAUUUCGUAUAUGAUCGAUGGUCAAGGGUACUUAAUAACAAACAGGGAAAUAUUAUCUUCCGACAUAGACGACUUCGAGUAUACGCCGAAACCAGAGUUUGAAGGCAAGUUCACGAUAUUCAACGAGAAGAAUGAAAUGGACUUGAUCCAACGCUUUUUUGAUCACAUAAUGGAAAUCAGACCGCACAUUUUCGUGACGUACAACGGCGACUUUUUUGAUUGGCCUUUCAUAGAGGCACGAGCAGCUUCAUAUGACUUAGAUAUGAGGCAAGAAAUUGGCUUCUUUAAGAAUAAAGAGGGCGUGUAUUGUAGCAGACCUGCUAUGCACAUGGACUGUCUCUGCUGGGUAAAGAGAGAUUCCUAUUUGCCAGUCGGUUCGCAGAAUUUAAAGGCCGUAGCCAAAGCUAAACUGAGGUAUGAUCCUGUCGAGCUGGAUCCCGAAGAAAUGUGUCCUCUGGCAGCGUCCGACCCACAAGUACUUUCAAAUUAUUCAGUGUCAGACGCGGUAGCAACUUACUAUUUGUACAUGCAAUACGUUCACCCCUUUAUUUUUGCGUUGUGUACAAUUAUUCCGUGUGAGCCCGAUGAGGUGCUCAGGAAAGGAUCAGGUACACUUUGCGAAGCAUUACUUAUGGUAGAAGCGUUUCACGCCAAUAUCAUCUUUCCUAACAAAGAAGAAGCAGUGCUCAACAAGUUAACUCACGAUGGGCACGUAUUACAUCAAGAAACAUAUGUUGGAGGUCACGUAGAGGCACUUGAGUCCGGCGUGUUUCGUGCAGACAUCCCUUGCAGAUUCAGAAUGGUACCAGAGGCCAUAGAUAAGUUAAUUGCACAGAUUUCGAAAACACUCGAACACGCCAUCGUCGUCGAAGAAGGUGUGCCCAUGGAGAUGGUAACUAAUCUGGAGGAAGUAUCUCAGGAAAUCAAAAAUAAACUAACUGCCCUCAAGGAACAUCCAAUGAGGCUUGAGAGACCAUUGAUUUACCAUUUGGAUGUGGGAGCUAUGUACCCAAAUAUUAUUUUGACCAAUCGGUUGCAACCUUGCGCUAUGGUAGACGAAACUAUUUGUGCAGCUUGUGAUUAUAACAAACCUGGAGCGGACUGUCAAAGAACCAUGUCGUGGAUGAUGCGAGAAGAAUAUCUUCCAGCUAGUCGAAAUGAAUAUCACAGGAUCCAGCAACAAUUAGAAACGGAGAAGUUUCCUCCCAAAUUUCCCGGCGGUAAACCUAGAGCUUUUCACGAGCUGACCAGAAACGAACAGGCAGAUUACGAAAUUAAGAGGUUGCAGGUCUAUUGCAGAAGAGUUUACAAGAAAGUAAAACUGACGAGAGUUGAGGAACGUAACACCACUAUUUGCCAGAAGGAAAACUCUUUUUACGUCGACACUGUUAGAGCUUUCCGAGAUAGAAGAUAUGAGUACAAAGGAUUAUCAAAGAAAGCAAAGCAGGCUGUGGUUGAUGCAGUGAAAGGUGGCAAUGCUGGUGAAAUUAAAUCAGCCAAAAACAGAGAAGUACUUUACGAUUCUUUACAAUUGGCCCACAAAUGUAUUUUGAAUUCUUUUUACGGAUAUGUAAUGAGAAGAGGUGCACGUUGGCACAGCAUGGAAAUGGCUGGUAUUGUAUGCUAUACUGGUGCUAACAUAAUUAUGAGAGCUAGAGAAAUCAUCGAGCAAGUCGGUAGACCUCUCGAAUUAGACACCGACGGUAUUUGGUGCAUACUACCGGCUUCCUUUCCAGAAAACUUCACAAUUUAUACAACUCACGAAAAGAAAAAGAAAUUCAAUGUGUCAUAUCCUAACACUGUCCUGAACGCCAUGGUUAAGGAGUACUUCACCAAUGAUCAGUACCACGAUUUGGUCGAUCCUCAGAAUCUACAAUACGAAAUACGAAGUGAGAACUCCAUUUUCUUUGAGGUAGACGGACCUUAUAAAGCGAUGGUAUUGCCCGCCAGUAAAGAGGAAGGCAAGAAACUGAAGAAAAGAUACGCCGUGUUCAAUUUCGAUGGGUCACUCGCCGAAUUAAAGGGAUUCGAAGUAAAACGGAGAGGAGAAUUACAAUUAAUUAAGAAUUUCCAGUCCUCCGUUUUUGAAGCGUUUUUAAAAGGUGACUCAUUGGAAACGUGCUAUGCUGCAGUAGCUCAGGUGGCGGAUUAUUGGUUGGACGUGUUGUUUUCUCACGGUCGAAAUAUGCCGGAUUCGGAAUUGUUCGAUUUGAUUUCGGAAAAUCGGUCCAUGUCGAAGAAGUUGGAAGAGUACGGAGGACAGAAGAGUACCUCUAUCAGUACGGCAAAACGUUUGGCCGAGUUUUUGGGAGAUCAGAUGGUCAAAGACGCUGGACUCGCGUGUAAAUAUGUUAUUUCGAAAAAACCUGAGGGAUCUCCCGUUACUGAAAGAGCGAUACCGUUAGCAAUUUUUCAAGCAGAUGAAGCCAUUCAGAAGCAUUAUUUAAGAAAAUGGUUAAAGGACACCUCCUUAAAUGAAAUUGAUAUACGAGACAUUUUAGACUGGAGUUAUUAUAUAGAACGUUUGGGAGGCGCAAUUCAAAAGAUAAUAACUAUUCCUGCAGCCAUGCAAGGGGUUCCAAAUCCUGUUCCAAGAGUCAGUCAUCCCGAUUGGCUGCACAAAAAAAUUCUUGAAAAAUCCGACAACUUUAAACAACGCAGAAUAACUGAUAUGUUUUCUAAUCGACCACGGCCGGUUGUAAACGACAAAGAAAACGAGAUGAAUGUAGAAAACAGAGAGUCUACAGCAGCAUCGGCAGACAUUGAAGAUACGGUAAUGGAUAAUACGAUAAAAGUCAACCGACCUGUGGUAACCGUAACCAAACGUAAGAGAGGUUCCGAUAAAGAGUGUGAAUUUACUGAAGAUGAGCUCAAUCGUGGUUGGAGAGAAGUGUUAGGAAACCCGCCUCCUCAUGGCGAAACAAAAGAGGAACGUGAGAUUUGGAUCAGGUUCCAAAAGAGGAAAUGGGAGUUCCAACUAGCACAGAAGAAAAUUUGUCAGGUUAAUAUGAAUAAAAAAGUUAGACCAGCUAUUCAAUCAGUAGCUGGAUUCAUCCAUAGAACCAAAAGAACUUUGUUAACGUCCAUGUGGCAAGUCUUACAAAUUGCUCCGACGCCAAUUCCGGGAGAAUUUAAACUAUGGGCUCUGGUUCAAAGUGAGCUGCACAUGGUGAAGCUUACAGUGCCAAGAAUAUUCUAUGCGAAUUUAAAACAACCGAAGGUUGCAGAGGAAGGGGCAUUGUUUAAAAAAUGUAACAGAACCCUACCGCGAUCUAGACCUGUAUAUAAUCUAUAUAUGUAUUCAGUGCCUGAAGACAUUUUUCAAGAACACGGAAAGAAAGUAUAUUUGGACCAAAGCGACCCGAAUGUCGAAGGCGUUUAUGAGACUCAGGUGUCACCUCUAUUCAGAAGCCUGGUUCACAUUGGAUGCGUGUGCAAAGUCGGACCCGGCUGCACAAACCAGGAUAGCUUCUCUAUGGAGCAGUUGAACAUGUCCAGUGUGGUCAGACAGCCAUAUUUAGCCAAAGACUCCAUCAAGCACAUGUUCUUUUACCAUCACAAACACGCAACUAAGCCCCAACAUAUGUUUGCACUAUUCUUGACUCCCCUGAAAAGCGCAGUCAUCAUCGUCGUCGACACAGUAAGAACUAAUCUUAUGCCCAACAUGAACAGCCUUUAUAACGCUGAGAGAAUUGCGAAAAUGGAGAGAAACCCAGACGAAGAUCUGUUACCCCCAGAAGGUGUAACGUUUGAGGUUCACGUAGAAACAGACUUGAAUCAGGUGUAUAAGAUUCUACAGAAAACACUACAGAAUUACAAAGAUGAAAAGAAGGGUCCUACAAUACUAGCAUUGCAAUCUACUAUGGAUGUCCAUCACUUGCAGCUGAACAUUCCACAAUUUUCCGACUUCCCCCAAACACAAAUACAUGUACAGGAUGUGGAAGAUCUUUAUAACGUGAUAGAAUGGCAAAAAUCAGGAGCCAAAGCUAUAAUACGUCAUUAUUUGAAUAGUGAACGUGUGUUAGAAUUGAUGAAGGAACAAUGCCGAUACUUCCAUUUACCUUUGGGUAACGUACCUGCUGAUCCAGCAGUGUUUGGUGCAGAUCUAUUUUAUGCCAGACAUUUAAUAAAUAACAAUCAUGUGCUGUGGUGCUCACCUUUAGACAGACCUGAUUUGGGAGGCAGCGAAGAAAACGAUGCACGUCUUCUAGCCGAAAAUCAAGAGGGUUCCAGCGAAGUGUGCAACAAUCCAGGUUGGUAUUCUUCGGUCUGCAUAGAGUUGGACAUUGACAGUUUAGCCAUCAACACAUUGCUGCAAUCGCACCACGUUGCGGACAUUGAAGGCACAAGCUCGGCAACAGCUUUUGAUGCUGCGGCCACUACGUCGAUUGACGACAUGAUCAGUGGUCAUUCCAAUCCGGUAGCUUACGAUGAAAGUGCCCGAUGUUCCGAAGCCUUCAAGAUACUACGGUCCAUGGCCAGCGGCUGGAUGCGUGACAUCUCCGUAUACAAGAAUAUAUUUGCUGAUUUUCAAGUAAUACAUUUCUAUAGAUGGCUAAGAUCAUCAAAGGCACUGCUCUACGAUCCAGCCUUACUAAGAACUUUGCAAAACCUUAUGAAGAAACUCUUUUUACAACUUGUUGCCGAAUUUAAACGAUUAGGCUGCAAAAUAGUUUACGCAAACUUUAAUAAAAUCGUGAUAUGUUCGACCAAAAACAACGUAGAAGAUGCCAUAGCUAAUAUAAAAUUCGUCGUGGCGUCAAUCAGAAACAAGGAACUUUUCCAUUCACUCGAGAUCACCUUCAGUGACUGUUGGAAGCAGCUGGUCUGGUUGGAUACGGCAAACCACGGAGGAAUUCAAGCGGAACUUCCUGACAAUAUUCAAAACGACUCUGAGCAAAUCGAUCCGGAGGCAAACGAAGAUGGAGAUCAGGACGAAGAAAAAGAGGCGAUGGUGGUGAUGAAUUGGAACAUCGCAGAACUUUUGCCUGAGAGGGCGGGUUGUCGGAAUAAUUUUAAUGCUGUGAUCGCCGGCUACAUCAACGCCGUGUAUACAAGAUUGGAAAAUGCCGACCGGUCAAGAGUUAUGGUUGGAGCCCUAAGUCAGCCAUCGUACGGUUUGGCCACGCACGAAACAGUCAUGGAAUACGCUAAAGAGCUACUCCAGGGAGAAAUCAGUCAAACGCUGUUUCAAAUGACCGAGAAAAUUAACAGCAAGCUUCAACCGCUUCCGGACGGUACAAGUGCUGCUUUGGACUUUGUGAAAGCUAUUUGUCAUGUCUUAAGUCUUGAUCCUGCCAUGGUAGAUACUGUAAACCAUCUUAAAAGUAAUUUACUUCGAUUAAUUGGCAUUGGAGAAUUCUCCGAAAAAGCAGUGUGGAACGAUCCCACCGUUUCUUAUGUAAUUCCCCAAUUUAUUUGCAAAUCCUGCAACCACUGCAGGGAUAUUGACUUGGGAAGAGAUCAGCAUCGUUCAGAUACUGCAUGGUUAUGUCCUUUAUGCAAAAGCGCGUACGACAAUACGGAGAUUGAGAGUCUUCUCUUAGACAUAAUCAGCCGGAAAUUAUUAGCAUACAAUUUACAGGAUUUGCAGUGCCUCAAAUGUGGUCAGAUAAAAAUGGAAAAUCUAAUCAAACACUGCCAAUGUGCUGCAGGAUUCCGUUGCUUGAUCUCAAAAACAGAACUCACCAAAUUAAUGCAAACAUUUUUAACCCUAGCAGACAAAUUUCAUAUGUAUGCCUUGCAUGAAACUGUUACUCAAAUUUUACAACUUUGUUAAUAAUUGUUACUCUUGUAUUUUAAUAAAACUAUUUUAUAUAA